UCCGUGUUUCGAGAAGAAAUAAAAUAGAAAAUGACGCGGGGUAAGGAAGGCCCAAAUCGCACACAUCAUAUCACCAACAGAACGAGGUCAUUCAGUGAUCCGUCCGUCCCCAGUGUAUAUGUCAUGUGUGCGAGGGAGCAAGUUAGUCAUCCGCGCCGCCGCCCGCCGCGCCGCCCCCCUUAUCUCUCGCUCCCAGAAAAAAAACAGGAAGCAAGGCCGGCCUUGUAGAUACUCGGGGAGCCGAGCGGUGCCGCCACGGCCCUCGGGGCCGAAGCCCUCGAUGGCUCGUGAAUGGCUUCGAUCCCCACCUAGAAUAGCACAACCUACACCCCUCCAUUCAGAGGCAUGUGCUAGCUGGACUUCAAGGCUUCAGGGCCUCUUCAGGCCCUCCUCUUGGAGGAGAGGGGAGAGAAAGAGCGGUGGUCCAAAGCAGGGUUGUCCCCGGAUCAUGGCAAUUCUGGUAGCGAAAGGACCAGGGAUCGGCCAUGUGCUGCGGGCAGGUGAUUGCGUGAGAGAUGGUGAAGAAGAGGGAUGUGUGUGUGUGUGUGUGAGUGAGUGACCGCAGACCAAAUCGCAUGUCUUGCAAGGAUGGGGGAAGCAGAAGCAGGAGAUGGCGCCCUAUCACCAUCCGCGCUCGCACUUUUCCACGCGUGAAAGACUGAACAGCGCCGCCCCCAACCCAAACAGAAAGAGAGAAAAAAAGGUCGACCAAAGAAACUCA
This is a messenger RNA of Lasiosphaeria miniovina, 721 nucleotides long. RefSeq lists its product as uncharacterized. Bases 119 to 559 code for a protein of 146 amino acids. Lineage: Eukaryota; Fungi; Ascomycota; Sordariomycetes; Sordariales; Lasiosphaeriaceae. The transcript has a single exon. The record is from RefSeq and is a predicted model, not a curated record.